GGAGGAGCUCUGGACGCUGUUCUGGUCUACCAGAAAGCGGGCUCACGGUACUCCAAAGGCUGGGCGAAAACGGAAGUCGCCAUCAGCGGUGCAAACUUGGUUGCGGCUCCAAAGGCUAUCUUCGCAGCGACCGAUUUGCGUUUGGGCGGAAAUCGGGUCGUACUCUCAAUGUCGCAGAAUGGCAAGAACAGAUUUAG
Molecule: messenger RNA, 197 nt
Organism: Symbiodinium necroappetens
Lineage: Eukaryota; Dinophyceae; Suessiales; Symbiodiniaceae
Source: the annotation of a GenBank genome assembly